Colossoma macropomum (tambaqui) is the source of this 1258-nucleotide messenger RNA. RefSeq lists its product as uncharacterized. The coding region runs from base 28 to 1158 and encodes 376 amino acids. NCBI's taxonomy places the organism in Eukaryota, Metazoa, Chordata, Actinopteri, Characiformes, Serrasalmidae. The transcript has 6 exons. The record is from RefSeq and is a predicted model, not a curated record.
CAUGUGAACAGGCACAAUGAUGUCAUAAUGCUCAGUUGCCAUGGAAAGGAAACUACAGAACACUACAAUAUUGUGACAACAUUCUCAACAUUCUACAUACAGCUGGUCACCAAAUUGCUCUGGUGCAGUGCUUUAGAAAAUCUGCUCUUGAUCUUGGAGAAAAUGCAAUCUGGGCAGAUGAUUUCUAGCUUGAAGAACUAUAAGAUAGGCCGUGACACGUGGGAGAGGUUGAGCAGGUUCCACAAAAAGAUGAGCAAUAGUGUCUACGGAUCCUCUACGUUUGGACAGAAAGGUCAGUCCAUGAUAGUCACUCUUCUGGAGCGGGACAAGCACCUAAAUACCAAUGGGGCAAGAGGUGACCAGAGCACCCUGCCCCCUCUGGAAAAGCCCACCACAAGCCCUCCAUCCCAGGACAUCCUCUCCAUACCUUCUGGAGAAAACAAAUUGCCAUCAUCCUCUACCUCAACAUCUUCCUCUACAUCAGUCCCUCGUACACCUCACAGUGUUCGCUCCUCCUCCCUCUCUCUGUCCCGCACUCAGGCUGCCUCACCAGUCACUCCCACUGUGGUCUUAGGCCCUGCCUCCAGUCAUUCCAGCCCACCCUGCCACACGCAGGUAGGGAGAGGAGUCACAAGCAUCAAGGAGACCAUGCCGGUUGUCAAGGAAACCAUGGCAGACACUAGCAGGCUUCAACACAUUGGAAGUGGUCAAGGAAGCGGGACAGUGCUCCAGGAGCAAGGAGAAGGGCAGAAGGAAAACUCUUAUGAGAACUUCCUGCAGGACCUCUGUCUUUCAAAUAAGCUAGAACGCCUACUUAACCGCUACUUCAGCUCCCGAUCAACACACUUCGGGAAAGGGAGAGGGAUGUCCCAGGAGAACGUCACCACCUACACAAACAGCUUCAUCGCCCAAAAGGAGAGUCUGAGGCACAGACAGCCUCGUCCCCUCAACAAACACAGCGCACACUGUUCUCCGUGGGUGUCAGAAUAUGCGGAUAAGUUUGGCUUCCUGCAGAGGGUCUACCCUCCCCGCGUUCCACAGGACUCUCUGGCCUCAUCUCAUUCCACCAUCACUGCAACUCUACUCACACGCAGGAGCCUCUGCACUGAGUACCAGGCCAGCUACAGCAGCAAGGUCAUAACAAAAUGGCAGACAUAACCCCUUCAACUGCAAGAGCCUUGAACUGUAUGUGUAAUAGACUAGUCAUACUCACACUGAAGGUUACACCCAAACAACCACUACAUGCACAAUAUACUUU